UGGAGGGGCGCCCCGAGAGCAGCUCCCUGACCUCCGACUGGACUCUUGAGGAAACCGAGACCCAGUCGGGGGAGAACUUGCCCGAGGUCGCUGUGGUAGAGUCAGGAUUGGAUAACGAGGUGGGGUCUCACUAUGAGAAGGAAACACUUAACAAAGCUGGAUUUGCAAACAAAAGAGAUGAGCGAACUCCAUGCUGCUUUUCAGGACAACUUUGCUGCAUGUGUGAAGAUAAGCCAUCAAUUUACAUACCAAGGUGAAAUUCGACAGAACUGUUUAGGGUAAAGACCUUGAGGCCCACGAAGAAUUUCCUUGUGGGUAAAUUAUGAGAAAGGUGGCUGCCUUUCCAAUGUCCCCAGAACGGUUGGUGACAAUUCAAUAAUGAUUCUUCCUUAAUGGUAUGAAGAGAGGAAUUGUAAAAUUGUGAGGAAACUUGCCAUGAUCAUCCAAGAAUUUAAAAUAUCCAUUUGAAGUCUGGGAAAUGGAGCCAGGAAGCACAUUGCGGAUGGGCACUCCUGGAAGUGAUAGCAUCUCUGCGUACCUAGAAGGAGAAGAGCUUUGCAAUUAUUUUCUAUGAACCAUCUGACAGGGAUGUAUCAAGAACUGCUUCUUUCAGUGAAGGAGACAGCCUGGUUUCAGAGGAAAUACAUUUACAGUGUUUCUUUGCUUUUAGACAUCCAGCAAAAGAGGUAUGUUGUACUCAAUCUUUGUAUUUCUCUUUCUCUUUUGUUUUUCUUUCAUCAUUUUCAUUUUGAGAAUAAGUAUGUUUGGAGCCUCCCCUGUAUCCCAGACAUCAUGCUGAAUCAGAUCUAGCUGUGGCUUCCGAGCCACUCUGGCCUAGAAGGGGGCUGUGACUUUGUGACUGUGUGCCCAAUACCUGGCACAUAGUCGGCUCCCAAUGAUAGCUAAUGUUCACUGAGUGCUUACUGUCUGUCAGGCACCCUGCUAAGUAUUCUAUGUCUACUAGCUCAUUUCAGCCCCACUGUCCAUAAGGUUGGUAUAGCUUGUCUUAGAUAAAACUGAGGCUCAGAGAGGUGAACAAUGAAACUUGCCUGAGGUUACACAGCUGAGAAAUGAUGGAGUUGGCCCUCAAGUCCACACUUGGAACCACUGCACCUAUUUCUCCAUAAGUGUGUGUUAAAUGAACAAAUAAACAUAUGACAUAAAAGGAUGUAGGUCAAGCCCAGACAGAAGAUUGCAUCAUGGCAAUGAGAAGAUACUUCAUGGCAGAUUCUGCUUGAGGCAGGACUUAAUGAACAAGAGCGAUGCCGAUCAGUAGAGGUGGGAGGAGCCGCUCCAGGCAGGAGUGAAGAGGUCAGGGUUGGCAAACACAAAUGGCCUGAGUUUGUCAGUUAUGGUGUCUGUUCACUGCCUCCAUGACUCUCUCCCACUCCACCAUGGCUGAUUCGAUCUGGGGUGUUAUGGACCAAACCGUGUCUGCCUCCCAAAUUCCUGUGUUGAAGCCCUAACUCCCAGUACCUUAGAAUGUAACUGUAUUUGGAGAUAGGACAUUUAUAGAGGUAAUUACAUCAAAAUGAAGCUUUAUCCUCAAAAUAAAGGAUGGACCAUGUGGUGCUUGCAAGUCCUCUACAUUCUGUGCUGUGUCUGCUAUGGUAACACCAGCUGCUAGAACAAAUAAGCCCCACUCUUCACCAGCUUAUUGCAAUAGAACUUUGCUUCUUGCUCAUGCACUAGUCUGUGAGAGGACAGCCUGUGUAGAAGACAGUUUUGUCUGCAUGGUGAUUCAUGUACCCAGAUGCCUUCCAUCCUGUGAUUCUAUAUCCUUUAGAGCCUUAGAGUCCAACCAACAGAUGGGGAAGGAGAAGGUGGGAAAGACACGCUUGUUCCUUGGCCAUCUUGGCAUAGAAGUGACACACAUCACUUCGGCUCACACUCCACGGGUGAGACCUAGUCCAUGUCUGUCCCUAGAUGCCAGGGUGGCUGGGGAGUAUGGCCUGGGAUGAAAAUAUCCUUACUUUAUGGAAAGGGAGCAGGAACACCUGGUGGACAGCUAGCGGGUCCACCAUGUGGUUGGAAUUCAGUUCUGAACUUGUCUCCAGCCUCUUCUCCCCACAAAUGGGCUGCCUUGUUUCCAGGAGAAUCUAGGAGCCAGUGUUCCUAGUGUAUUGCCUUAAGGCAGAGUCCUAGUUUAUUGCCUGUAAUAAUUUUUACACCUGACCAAAGGGGCCAUGGCUGCUCGGCAAAGCUCCGACAGCUCAGGGGGAUGGUGCCCACAGCAGGAGCUUGAAAGGGCCAGCAAGAGCCCAGGAGAGAGGAAAUAGGAGUGUAAGUCCUACGUCUGCAGCAUGAGAAGGGGAGCUGAAUAGUCAGCAGUGUUCUGGAAUGAGGAAGCAGGCUGCCUGCUUGCUUUCAUUUCUUAGGUAAAUAUUUGCUAGAAGUUUGCCUUUUCUCUGAGUUUUUCGGUGCUGUGACGAGAACUGGGCAGAACAUCAGCUCAUCAGAAGCAGUGACAUCCAAGAGCCCUGAGAAACCCGAAGAACAAUUGAGAGAAGCCUCCUUUGCCAACGCGUUGCCCACCAGGGCUGCACGUGGUACCCCCACUCCCAGAUGCUUUCCAAAAACACCAGGACCAGGCAGUUAAAUGGCACCUGUACCAGCUCGGUGGACAUGGAGCUCUUCCUUCAUUACUCCCUCAUCCCAUCACUCUUCAUCAUUUUGAUCUUGUCCUUCCUCCAAAGACGAGAGCAUCGUAGACAGAGAGAUGAUACCUCUUACCUGCUGGGGAACCGCUUUGGCAUUAUCAUGCCUCUGGACUUCGUGGGCACUUUCAGUAACCGAUGGUCCUAUGGAAUCGCCUUUGGGGCCACAGCUAAUAAGGUCAUGUUUUUGUUCUCAGAAGGCUACCAGCCCCUGCAGAUCCCGCAGUGGGCCCGAGCCUUUGAGCUUCUGAUUGGAGGCAUUGAAGUCGGCCUGUCCCACUUCCCCUUCUUUGCCUGCCUCUCGUCGGAGUUCCAGCUGGUCAGCUCCAUCCUGGGCUUCUGCUACUCUCUGAUCUGGUUUGCUGUCACCGUUCUUCAAGUUUCACAGUGUCCCCACGGGCAGUUUGUGGGGAAGUAUGAGACUCUCAUGUUUUACUGGCCCUCGCUGCUGUGCCUCGCCUUCCUGCUGGGCCGCUUCCUGCAUAUGUUUGUCAAGGCUCUGAGGGUGCACCUCGGCUGGGAGUUCCAGGUGGAAGAAAAGUCUGUCCUGGAAACGCACCAGGCAGAGCACGUCAAGCAGCUCCUGAGGACACCCCGCCCUCAAGAGAAAAAAAAGUCUUGGUUCCAAACCAGGAUAUAUGAAUGGGAUCCCUGCUUUCAAUUUCCAAGCAGAAUGAUUGGAACCAUUGUGUUGGCAUUCAUCUGCCUGUAUCUUUUCAUUGUCAUCGAGUUCUGCGUGUUUGUGUAUGUGAGAGAUGAGUUGGACGUGUUUGAAAACAAGCUGGAGAGCUACAUCACCUUCACGAACCAUUCAGGGGUCCUGACCCCAGUCAUCCUGCAGGUGAAAGAGCUGAUCAGCGUCACCAAAGCUUUAAAAUAGCUACCCACUUGCCAAGAGAAACUUUCAAGCUGACCAUACUUCACCUUUGUCUGGGAAGAUAAAGGCAUUAAAUUAAAUGCAUAAGGUGUUCGUGCUGUUAGCUGGAGCAACUCUACACUCACCCUUCUUGUAGCCAGACUCGUCUCAUCCUUCCCCUCCAAACACGUUUUCCUCUGCAUCCUCUGGGGUGGGAUUUAUGGCAGUUUUGGGAUUGGUUAAGAUUUGGAAUAUAGCAAUUGCCUAGUCCUAGUGAUCCUGGGACAAGGACAAGAACACAUUUGGAACUUGAAAGGAAAGGAAAUCUGCUUUCAUUUUCUUUCUUUUUAAGAAACUUUUUUUUUUCCCCCAGAGAGGGUAUCACUGUGUCAUUCAGGCUUAGACUCAUGAUUAUGGCUCACUGCAGCCUCAACCUCCCAGGCUCGGGCAAU
Macaca mulatta (Rhesus monkey) is the source of this 3965-nucleotide messenger RNA. The record is from RefSeq and is a predicted model, not a curated record. Lineage: Eukaryota; Metazoa; Chordata; Mammalia; Primates; Cercopithecidae.